GUUUCAUAGCCAAAACCGCAACACUGCCGAUCAUUGACUGGUCCAAUGUAAAGUGAAAAACAGAUCUGAAGGGAAAUCAUUUUCAAAAGCCGUGAAUCCGUGGCGCCCAUUUCGACCCGUUGUGCCAACAGCCGUAUUGAGUGCGGCUUAGCCGUGAUGCCGCGAUCGCAAGCCGCAUCCACCUCGACGAACGGCCGCAGUGCCAUUAAAACGCACCGGUCGGGAGUUAUGGGCCCGCCUCGCGGGGUGCCGCCCCCCACCAGCGGGGCCGGAGCCACGGCUACGCCCAGUCGGGUCAAAGCCCGUAGUGGGCGGCGCCGUUCGUUCACCGUGACGCCGCGCACCCGCAUGUUUCCCACCAAAAGCUCGCCCGGGCGCGUCAAGAAACGCCUCUCGCCCUUGAAAAACGCCCCACGGGCCCGUCUACUCAAAUCAGCGGUCUUAGCCUCAACCUUGAAGGCCGAGAGCCAGGCUGAGGCCAGCGGCGGGGCCGGGGCCAGCGGGGGAAGCGGGAGCGGCUCGACGGCGGGGGCCGGGGCUCCGCCCGUGGCCGCCAACAUUCGGGUGGCCGUGCGGGUGCGGCCCGAAAAUGAACGCGAAAUGGAUGGCAAUCAUAGGAAUGUCAUCCAUGUGGUGGAUAAUCGCAUGUUGGUCUUUGACCCCAAGGAGACUUCCGACGGGUUCUUCUUCCACGGCAAAAAGAUGGCUCGCCGAGACGUGAAUCGCCGACCCAAUCGGGACCACAAAUUCGCGUUUGACAUGGUUUUUGGGCCCGAGUCCAACAACCAAGAAGUCUUCACGCAAACCACGCAAGAUCUCAUCGAUGUGCUAUUUAGUGGCUACAACUGCUCAGUGUUCGUGUACGGAGCCACAGGGGCGGGCAAGACCCACACGAUGUUGGGUUCGUUGGAAAACCCAGGCCUGACUUACAGGACCGUGUUGGAACUCUACCAACGUUUGGAGAGCAAAAAGGAGGAAGUGGAUUGCGAAGUUGCCGUCUCCUACCUCGAAAUUUACAACGAAAUGGUGGUCGACCUGAUGAAUCCAGGGCAGCAAUUGAACAUCCGGGAAGAUGGAAACAACGGUGUCAACAUCCCUGGAUUGUCCAUUCACAAACCCGAUGGACCCGAGCAUCUCUUGAAAUUCCUUCAGUUCGGCAAUGCCAAUCGCACCCAACAUCCCACGGAUGCCAAUGCAGAAUCCUCUCGAUCUCACGCAGUCUUCCAAGUGUAUCUCAAACAAAAAGACCGGAACGCGGGUCUUUCCACCGACGUGAAAGUCGGUAAAUUGUCAAUGAUCGAUUUGGCCGGAUCUGAACGAGGCAGUGUGACCCAUUCCCGUGGAGGAGACCGACUCAGAGAAGGUGCCAACAUCAACAAGUCUCUGUUAGCCUUAGGAAAUUGCAUCAACGCCCUAGCCGAGAGUUCCAAAUACAUUCCCUACCGCAACUCGAAACUGACCCGUUUGCUGAAGGACUCGAUUGGCGGGAAUUGUCGGACCGUGAUGAUAUCGAACAUCUCGCCUUCCUCUAUGACCUUUGAGGAUACCUAUAACACGCUAAAAUACGCGGAUCGAGCCAAACGAAUCAAGGUGAAGCUCUCAAAGAAUGUCCGGAGUGUCGAUUUCCACGUGGCCCAAUACGCGAAGAUCGUGGACAGUCUGAAGGCCAAGAUUGUGGAACUAGAGGCCGAAAACGAGUCCUUGAAGGCCAGGCCAGUCAGUCGUGAAGUGGUGGAGCAGGCCAAUAGUGACAACGAACUGCAAUUGAGUGCACUCCAAGCCGAAAACGCGGAAUUGAAGCGACAGUUGGUUGAAGCGACCCAGAAAGAACCGCCAGUGUCGAAAGACACCAAGGAUGGACAAAGCCAAUGUGACCAUUCUGAACAGGAUCAGAAAAUCGAGGAGUUCCUCGCCCAACAUGUCGAUUUAGUCAAAAAGGCCGUGGAUGUGUCCUCGGCCACGAGAAGAUGCUUCAUGAAACGCGAAUUCGCAAGCAAUAUCCUGGCCCGAAGUGCCUUGAUCUCGUUAAACCCGGACGAGUCCAACGAGAAGAUCGAGAAGUUCGUCAAAUUACUGGCCAAGCGAUACGAGAAAUCCACGAAGCGGGAAAAGAAGUACGCGGAAGUCUUGACCCAAAGCCGACAAGAGCUGGAUUCCUUCCUGAAGAGAACAGGCCAAAACGAAUGGCAAUCCCGGUGUAUGAAGGCCGAAACGGAGCUGGCCGAGAAAAAAGCCAUCGUCCAUCAGUUCCUCGAUCUGUUCUGUUUGGCUUGGGACGAACAGAACAAGCUCGAAGACAUCCUCAAGGAGUGCUUGCCCCAACUGAAGAACAAGCAUCUCUUACUCUCCAGUCAUGCUAAUUACGAGAGAGAAAACCAGAAUUUCAAGGAUUUGGUGUCCAAGAUCCAAUGCACACGCGUUCAGUUCAACCCUUCCAGGUUAGAAGAGGCCUCGGAUGACUCCACUUCUCAACGUUUGGGACCGAUCCUCAGUGUGGCCACAGAUUUCUCCAAGCCUCUAUAUAGUCAAGAUGAUAUUGACCAAGACAUCGGAGCAGACGAGUUGGCGUCCGAGGCGGAAGACGAGGAAGUGUUUGAGGAAGCGGAAUCUCCGGAGGAGACCCCUUCCCUACUCGAAAACAACGACCCGGUCAAUUCCACUUUCUCCAUGGAAGUGGACGAGUGUAAUUCCACCUUUGUUCUAGACGACUCCGUGGCACCGCCUCAAAUCGAGGCCCGACCCCCAACCCCGCCCAAGAAACCGAUUCUUACCUCUUUGCCCAAAGAGAAAGAGAACAAUGUUGUGAUCCGAAAAAACUCCACAUCUCCAUUCAAGCGCGCUCUUAAGGAUAGUAACACCCUCCCUGCCAUAUAACACCAAUAUUAACCACAACUCCUCUGUGCGCUCUUUCUAAGUUUAUAUUUUUUUUUCACCCUUCAUAUGCUUUUUUCCCCCCUCAAAAAAAGAUGAUAAUAAUAUACCCAAUUUAGACGUCA
Molecule: messenger RNA, 2996 nt
Organism: Tigriopus californicus
Lineage: Eukaryota; Metazoa; Arthropoda; Copepoda; Harpacticoida; Harpacticidae
Gene: Klp67A
Product: kinesin-like protein KIF18A
Exons: 7
Coding region: 157-2874 (905 amino acids)
Biological process (GO): microtubule-based movement
Molecular function (GO): microtubule motor activity; microtubule binding; ATP binding
Source: RefSeq, a predicted model, not a curated record